CUCCACAUUUACUAGAUCGGUAGAACAGUGCAGAAGAUAGCCUCCCCCAUCUCUCGUGAGGACUAAAAAGGAAACGCUUGCUACGUUGGCUAGUUUAUUCCAAACCAAAGCUGUUUUUCUAGCUACAGUGAGCACUGAUUUGACAGACAAGCAAGAGACAGCAUUUGUUGAGGAUUCCAUAAACAACUUGAGAUAUUUACUAGUAUAUUAUCUCAUUUAUAAACCACAACGUAAUCUACAGUGAUGCCAUCCGAUAGACCAUUCAAACAAAGAAGGUCAUUCGCUGAUCGUUGCAAAGAAGUGCAUCAAAUCCGUGACCAGCACCCCAACAAAAUCCCAGUAAUCAUUGAGCGUUAUAAGGGAGAGAAGCAGCUGCCUGUGUUGGACAAGACAAAGUUUCUUGUCCCUGACCAUGUCAACAUGAGCGAGUUAGUGAAGAUAAUCAGGCGCCGGCUGCAGCUCAACCCCACGCAGGCCUUCUUCCUCCUGGUCAACCAGCACAGCAUGGUGAGCGUCUCCACGCCCAUCUCCGAGAUCUACGAGCAGGAGCACGACGAGGAUGGGUUUCUCUACAUGGUUUACGCCUCUCAGGAGACUUUUGGAUACUAGGAGUGAGGGAAGUCUGGUCAAAGAUAUCGGUGAGAUAGGAGGCACAGGGGUACAGAGAGAGGCGAGGUAGCGUUAGGAUGAUUGAGUUCCCUUAAGGAUAAUUAAACAGACACCACCAUGUCUUUUCAUGACACUAGUAGGUAAACAGGAACGCUAUGUGCAGCAUCCCCCUCCCUAUUUUCCCCCCGUUAUUCGUUGGAAGUACAUUUCUAUUAGGAGUCUUUUUUUCCUUUAGUCAUAGGCCAGUGUUUUUGGCCCAUUGGUUUUGAUUUUAUAGUUCAUUAUUUUAUUUCCAACUGGAACCUGGUUUUUCAGAUAGAGUAGAACACUGUUAGUGUUUUUUUUUAGGUGUUGUAACACCUUUUUACUUACGUGGUCAUAGGUGCUAUUGCCUAAACCAAUGGUUAUUAAUCUUGUCUAGAGUUUCCCCAAUAUUGACACAGCUUACCUUUCUGGCACAAGUCUGCCAAAAGUGCAAGUGAAUUAAUUACACAACAAGACAUGCAAUUUGCUCUACCAUAGGCUAAGCCAUCAAUAUCCCUGUACCUAAAUCUGCUAGCGCAUUGGGUAUUUUAGGUUGUUCUCCCCUCUCCCUCCAUUUAAGUACUGUUUAAUAAUCAAUCAGAUUAAUCAAAUUUGUUUGUCUGUCACCUUUAGCAGUUGACUGGUUUCAUGAGCAAGAUGACCAUCCGUACAGUCAUAACAGGUAGUGGUGGGUAUGUGUGUUGUGAUAUAAGCUAGUACUUAGAAUUGAGUAGUGGAAACAGAUGUAUAAUGUAGAAAUAAAUACGCUUCUUUGCACAUAUACAUUUAUACUAUUAUAAUAAGACUCAGUAUUGAAAAGAAAUAAAUGACUAACACAUUUUAUUCUUUUGUAUCUGAUAUUCUCUCCUUUAGAACACUGUUCUGUACGUAUGCCUUUGGUAAAAUGACUUUUGAAACUAUGGGUUUGUGAUGCACUACUACAUACCUUGCAUGUUUUUCAUAGUUUUUUUGUAUUGAUUUUGGCAUACAAUAAUUGUAAGUGUAUUAAAACAUUUAUUUUUAGAACUGUUUCCAAACCAAAAACUGAAAAAUGUAUGUUAACAAUUGUGUGUGUAUAAACCAUAAAAUACUGAAGUUGUUUAUUUAAAUUCCUCAAUUGUAACCAGUGUCAAUGUUGAGUACAAAUUAGGGGCAAGCAAUAACAGCCUUCAUAUUACUGAUAAUCUGGGCAGAUAUAUACAUUUGCAUAAAAGCAGCACCAUCACCACGGGCGUCUUGUAUGGUGUGAGCAGUCAGUCAAAAUAAUAGUUUAUUUUGUGUUUAUACUUGUGGAAAAUAAAUUCUGAUGGAUAUACUUUC
This is a messenger RNA of Oncorhynchus nerka (sockeye salmon), 1953 nucleotides long. RefSeq names its product microtubule-associated protein 1 light chain 3 alpha (gene map1lc3a). The coding region runs from base 244 to 609 and encodes 121 amino acids. Gene Ontology annotation, biological process: autophagosome assembly; macroautophagy; autophagy of mitochondrion. Gene Ontology annotation, cellular component: autophagosome; autophagosome membrane; cytosol. The record is from RefSeq and is a predicted model, not a curated record. Gene Ontology annotation, molecular function: microtubule binding; ubiquitin protein ligase binding. The transcript is spliced from 4 exons. Lineage: Eukaryota; Metazoa; Chordata; Actinopteri; Salmoniformes; Salmonidae.